Molecule: messenger RNA, 1101 nt
Organism: Rotaria sp. Silwood1
Lineage: Eukaryota; Metazoa; Rotifera; Eurotatoria; Philodinida; Philodinidae
Source: the annotation of a GenBank genome assembly
AUGAAAGGAGAUCUUUCUAAAGCACUCUCUCAUAACAAGAAAUCUCUCAAUGUCAAAUUAGUUUAUCUAUCAUCCAAUGAUCCUGAACUAUCUGCAACCUAUUGCAAUAUUGGUUCAAUUUUAUGUCGUCAAAAUGAUCUUCACAGUGCAUUAGAAUAUCAUGAAUCUGCUCUUAACAUUGAUCUUAGUACCCUACAACCUAAUCAAUUGCAGAUUGCAGCUGCUUAUAACAACAUUGGUGAAGUAUAUCGACUUAUGGGAAAUAACUUAUUGGCACUCUCAUACUAUCAAAAGACUUUUGAAAUAAAGAAAACUUCUCUUCCGCCCAAUCAUCCAUCAUUAGCUGAUACUUCUAAUAACAUUGGUGGAAUCCUUUAUUCUAUGGGUGAUUAUUCGAAUGCACUCUCAUAUUAUGACAAGGCAUUUGUUAUUCAAGAAAAAUAUCGUCCACUCUAUCAUCUUUCUCUGAUAAAAAUCUACAAUAAUAUCGGUGCAAUAUAUCGAGUAAUGGGAGACAAUUCCACUAUGCUGUCAUACUAUAUGAAAGCAUUGAAAAUUCAACAAAAAUCUCUUCCAAUCAAUGAUCCAUCGCUAUCUAUUAUCCAUAAUAACAUUGGUGACAUACAUCAACAAAUGGGUGAUUAUUCUGUUGCACUCAUUUACUAUGUUAAAUCACUUGAAAUUCAACAAAAAUCUCUUCCAUCCAAUCAUCCAUCGCUGGCUACUACAUACAACAAUAUUGGCAGUGUGUAUCAAUCAAUUGAAGACAAUAUCACUGCAUUAUCAUAUUUCAUAAAGGCCAUCAAAAUUAUGGAUGAGCCUAUAUCAACCAACCAUCCCUCAUUGAUUGAGAUUUAUAAUAACAUUGCUGGAGUUUAUCAUGCCAUGAAUGAUUACACUACUGCACUCUCAUUCUUUCAAAAAUCACUUGAAAUUGUAGAAAAAUCUCUUCUACUUAAUCAUCCCUCAUUAGCUAUUGCUUAUAAUAACAUUGGUGGUGUAUAUCAAGCGAUGGAAGAUUAUUCGAAAGCACUUGAAUUCUAUAAAAAAAAGCGCUCGAAGUCCAACAAAAAUCUCUUCCAUUUAAUCAGACAUCGUUAG